UAAAUGAAGUGUAGGAUGGAAAACCCUCCAGAGCUUUACUGCCAGCCCCAAGUACGGUCCACAAUGGACUGGUUUAGGGGUGCAGUGCUAAUAUCUUUGCUCCUUCAUGGAGUGGUAACACACAAAGGAGACGGAAGAGAAAGAUUCGAUUUGGCCCAAGAACAUGGAGAAAAAAGGCAAAUAAAGGGACAUUACUCACCUGGCCCAAUGAAAAUGGAAGAUGGAAAAAUGCAAAUAAAGGGACAGUACUCAUCUGGCCCAAUGAAAAUGGAAGGUGGAACAUGGACUAUGCAUGGACACCACUCAUCUGGCCCAAUACAAAUGGAAGGAGGAGUAUUGCCUCAGUUGCAAGGACUGAAAGAACAUAUAUUUCCAGAAGGAACUGCAGGAAAAAUGCAAAUAAAGGGACACUACUCAUCCGGCCCGAUGAAAAUGGAAGGAGAAUGGACCAAAGGAGCUGGCAAACCAGAAGGAGCAGUGGAAUAUGUUAUUGGGGAAACUGCAGUCGGCACACAAUUCAUCACAGCUUUCCUACAGAAUCAUGACAUAAAGGAAUCUGCAAAACUUGAGGUUUUAGUGACUGCCACUUCAUCUCCCACCUCAGUCACUGUCAUCAUUAACAAUUCUGAUUUCCAGAAAGAGUUGACAGUUGGGAAGGGUGAAACAGUAACCAUUCCUCUCCCAGAAACCAUUGAAAUGAAAGGAAAAGACGUUUUGGCAGAUUCAGUGAUCAUUCAGUCAGAUAAUGAAGUAACAGUUGUUUCCCGAAAUUUGAAGUAUGCCAGUGGCGAUACAGCUUUGAUUUACCCAGUGGAUCGGCUGGGAACCGAAUAUUACAUUUUUACCCCUCCAUUUGACGCUAGUUCUUCCUAUAAAGAGUUUGCAGUAAUAGCCUAUGGAAAUGAGACAAAGGUUGAUAUUUAUCUUAACGGAGCUGUGAAUUUCAAAGGAAAGGACUAUGAGAAGGGUAGCAAACUAACCCUGUCCCUUCAACCUUUCCAAACAGUGCAGCUUCAGAGUACUGAUGAUCUUUCAGGAAGUAGGGUGGUCUCCGAGUAUCCUGUGGCUGUCCUGAGUGGUCACACAUGUUCUAAGAAAAACGGGGACUGUGACCACGUGUAUGAGCAGCUCUUACCAGUCUCAAGCUGGGGUUCUACAUUUUAUAUCCCAGGAUUGUCCUUUCAACCUAAAUCUGAUAUUGUUUUUGUCAUAGCUUCCCAAGAUACAGCAGUUGAUUUCCAGUCUGGUACAAAUAAAGGGAAGAAAACUCUGAGAGCAGGGGAAGUGAUCCAGUUUGAAGUUGCACAGAAUUCCCCUUUGACCCUAAAUGCUAAUCAUAAAAUCCAAGUCUUCUUUUACGGCACUGGUGGGAAAUUCCAAGACAACAUCUUCGGCGUCUUCCUUUCCAGUGUUCCUGCCACCACAUCCUUUGGUUUGGAGUAUGAGAUCAUUGGUCAAGAUAACAUGGAAGUCAAUCUGGCUGUGAUUAUAACGAAAACAUUGAGUUUAGAAGCAAUCACUUUUGAUGGGAAGCCAUUAACAGGAAUCAAGUGGCAAGAGUUCCCCGGAUCUAAGUUUUCUUGGGCAGAAUAUAAUUACGGCAGUGGCUUGAGUUCCCACGUAGUUGCUCAUCCUACAGAUAUAUUUGGACUGCUGAGCAUUGGUUAUUCUAAAAGUACAGCCUAUGGAUCAGUGGCAGCCAGUAUUCGUGGACCAGGAUUUGGUGAAAUGUCAUGGCUACAAGAAUAUAUGCUUCAACCAGGAGCACAGGGUCAACCAAUGGGACCACAGAUGGCACCCGGUUUUCCAAUGCCUGGCAUGUCAGGACAAUGGAUAAUUAUGCAAGGUCAAGGACCACCAACAGAGCAAACUGUAUAUGAAGGAACACCAAUAGUUCAACUCCCUGGCACUACUGAUGAAUGGAUAGUGGAACUGGAUUUACCAUCAGGACCUGCAAAGUUUACAGGGAAGCCCAUUGCUCCAGUGCCUGGAAAAAAAGGAAAAUGGACAAUAGAAGCACAUCAUCCAGUGCAAUUAAAAACUGAACAUAUCAUGCAGCCAGCAGAACCAGCACCUGGUUUUCCAAUGCCUGGCAUGACAGGACACUGGAUAAUUAUGCAAGGUCAAGGACCACCAACAGAGCAAACCGUAUAUGAAGGAACACCAAUAGCACAACUCCCUGGCACUACUGAUGAAUGGAUAGUGGAACUGGAUUUGCCAUCAGGACCUGCAAAGUUUACAGGGAAGCCCAUUGCUCCAGUGCCUGGAAAAAAAGGAAAAUGGACAAUAGAAGCACAUCAUCCAGUGCAAUUAAAAACUGAACAUAUCAUGCAGCCAGCAGAACCAGCACCUGAUUUUCCAAUGCCUGGCAUGACAGGACACUGGAUAAUUAUGCAAGGUCAAGGACCACCAACAGAGCAAACAGUAUAUGAAGGAACACCAAUAGCACAACUCCCUGGCACUACUGAUGAAUGGAUAGUGGAACUGGAUUUGCCAUCAGGACCUGCAAAGUAUACAGGGAAGCCCAUUGCACCAGUGCCUGGAAAAAAAGGAAAAUGGACAAUAGAAGCACAUCAUCCAGUCCAAUUAAAAACUGAACAUAUCAUGCAGCCAGCAGAACCAGCACCUGGUUUUCCAAUGACUGGCAUGACAGGACAUUGGAUAAUUAUGCAAGGUCAAGGACCACCAACAGAUCAAACAGUAUAUGAAGGAACACCAAUAACACAACUCCCAGGCACUACUGAUGAAUGGAUAGUGGAACUGGAUUUGCCAUCAGGACCUGCAAAGUAUACAGGGAAGCCCAUUGCUCCAGUGCCUGGAAAAAAAGGAAAAUGGACAAUAGAAGCACACCAUCCAGUCCAAUUAAAAACUGAACAUAUCAUGCAGCCAGCAGAACCAGCACCUAGUUUUCCAACGACUGGCAUGACAGGACAAUGGAUAAUUAUGCAAGGUCAAGGACCACCAACAGAGAAAACAGUAUAUGAAGGAACACCAAUAGUACAACUCCCUGGCACUACUGAUGAAUGGAUAGUGGAACUGGAUUUGCCAUCAGGACCUGCAAAGUUUACAGGAAAGCCCAUUGCUCCAGUGCCUGGAAAAAAAGGAAAAUGGACAAUAGAAGCACAUCAUCCAGUGCAAUUAAAAACUGAACAUAUCAUGCAGCCAGCAGAACCAGCACCUGGUUUUGCAAUGCCUGGCAUGACAGGACAAUGGAUAAUUAUGCAAGGUCAAGGACCACCAUCAGAGCAAACAGUAUAUGAAGGAACACCAAUAGCACAACUCCCGGGCACUACUGAUGAAUGGAUAGUGGAACUGGAUUUGCCAUCAGGACCUGUAAAGUAUACCGGGAAGCCCAUUGCUCCAGUGCCUGGAAAAAAAGGAAAAUGGACAAUAGAAGCACAUCAUCCAGUGCAAUUAAGACCUGGAACAUACAUAGGGGGGACUCCACAUGUAUUAAUGACAAAUGAAGAAGUACCACUUGGACCAGAGUCAAUGACAGAAGGUGAAGUCUAUAUGGAAGAACCUGAAGAAGCAGAGCAACCAGCUGAAAUACAAUUUGAAUGGGGCCCAUCUGAUGUUACUUCCCAUGGUAAAGACUUUGCCACAGUGUUCUUGCAGAACCACAAACCUGAUGAGAAGUCAAAACUUGAGCUUUUUGUUACCUCCAAAUAUGCAUCUACCUCAGUUUCUGUCACCAUUAGCAACUCUGAUUUCAGGAAAGAGCUAAGGUUAAAAAAAGGAGAAACAGUAACAGUGCCUAUCUCAGCUAAAAUGGAAAUGCAAGGUUCCAAAGCAUUCCCAAAUGUAGUAGUGAUUAAGGCAAAUAAAGAUGUUACAGUGAUCUCUCGGAACUCCAAGUAUGCCAGUAUUGAUACUGCUCUGAUUUACCCACUCCAUCGUCUAGGAAAUGAAUAUUAUAUCAUAACCCCUCCAUGGGGUCCUGCUACUUCUUUGAAGGAGUUUGCUCUGGUGUCUUUAGGAACACCCACGACCAUUAAUAUAGACCUGAAUGGAGCUAUACACUUCCAAGACAGAGAUUAUCCAAGAGGUUCCAGGCUAACAAUACACCUCAAUCCAUUCCAAGCAGUGCAGUUUCAAAGUACUGAUGACCUCUCAGGUACCAAAAUAACUUCUCAGUCUCCUAUAGCUGUCCUAAGUGGUCACACAUGUUCUGCGAAAAAUGGAGAAUGUGAUCAUGUCUAUGAACAAUUGUUACCAGUUACCAAUUGGGGAAGGACCUUUUUCAUCCCUGGCAUGUCUUUCCAGUCUAAAACCGAUAUUGUAUUUGUCGGGACUUACCAGGACACUGUGAUUGAUUACCAGUCGGGGCCAAACCGUGAAAAGAAAAAUGUUGGUGCCGGAGAAGUGAUUCAAUUUGAGACAUCACAAGUAUCUCCUUUAUCUCUAAAUGCCAAUAAUAACAUUCAGGUAUUUUAUUUUGGAACUGGAGGGAUAUCAGGAAAGUCAAAAUUCGGCACAUUCCUUACCAACAUUCCUUCCACUGAAUCAUUUGGUUUGGAAUAUGAAGUUAUUGCCCAAGAUAAAUUCAAAGUCAAUCUGGCUAUAAUUAUUUGCAAAACAUCUUCUCAAGGAGAAUUUACUACAGAUGGAAAUUCUAUGGAAAACAUAGAAUGGAAAGCAUUCCCUGGAUUAGAGUACUCCUGGGGAGAGCUGAACUAUGGUAGUGGCUUCAGUUCCCAUAAAAUCCAACAUCCUACAACCCCAUUUGGUCUCUUGAGCAUUGGAUAUUCUCCAAGUACUGCCUAUGGAUCAGUGGCUCCCUGCAUACGUGGUCCCGCUGUUGUUGCUCCAGGAGAGUGGAUCAUAGAGAGGCGGCCAGGUCAACCAACAAGAUUUAGAGGGAAACCUAUAUCUGAAAUACCCGGAAGAAAAGGAUUCUGGAUCAUAGAAGUGACACUUCCAACAGGACCAAGGAAAUAUGUAGGGAGACCCAUAUUUUCAAUACCAGGGACAACUGAAUGGAUCAUAGAAACUGAAGAGCCAACUGAACCAGUGCCAUAUGAAGAACAACCUGAACCUUUUGUUUCUGGAGGCUGGAUCAUUGAAGCUUUCCGUCCAGGUCAAAAAACCAAGUUUAGAGGAAGACCAAAAGCUCCAAUCUUUGGAAGAAAAGGAAUAUGGAUCAUUGAAGUGGACCUACCAACAGGAAAGAGGCUGUUUGAAGGAAGACCCCUUUCUCCAUUUCCUGGAACUGAAGGAGAAUGGAUCGUAGAAACAGAAGAGCCAACUAAUCCAGUGGAAUAUAAAGAGACACCUGGCGCUCCAGCUACUACAGACUGGAUUAUUGCAUUGGGACGUCCUGGUGAACCAACAAAGUUUAAAGGGAGGCCUGUAGCACCAAUUCCUGGAACUAAAGGAAAAUGGCUUAUUAGAGUGGUUAUGCCAUUUGGAGUGAUGGAAUACGAAGGAAAGCCUGUAGCCCCACUUCCAGAUUCAGAUGACUGGAUCAUAGAAACAGAAGAGUCAACCGCACCAGUGCCAUAUGAAAAAAAACCUGGAGUUGAAGUUCCUACAGACUGGAUCUUAACAAUGGGACACCCAGGUCAACCAACAAGGUUUAAAGGGAGACCCAUAGCUCCAAUUAAAGGGAAAAAAGGAUACUGGCUCAUAAAAGUGGUAUUUCCAUCAGGAACAAUGGAAUAUGAAGGAAGACCUGUAGCUCCACUGCCUGGAACAGAUGAUUGGAUCAUAGAAACAGGAGAAUCUACUGCACCAGUGCCAUAUGAAGAGAAACCUGACAUGCCAGUUUCUGCAGAUUGGAUCAUAGAAUUGGGAAGUUCAGGUCAACCAACUAAAUUUAAAGGAAAACCUGUGGCUCCUGUUCCUAAUAAGAAAGGAAUAUGGAUUAUAAGUGUGUCAGGAAACAUUCUGUAUGAGGGAAAGCCAAUAGCUCCAUUACCAGGUUUAGAAGGAGACUGGCUGGUAGAAACAGAAGAAUCAACUACACCAGUGCCAUAUGAUGAGCAACCUGGAGUUCCAGUGUCUACAGAUUGGAUUAUAGAAAUAGGAAGUCCUGGCAAGCCAACUAUAUUUAAAGCAAGACCUCUUGUACCACUUCCUGGAAGAAAAGGAAUAUGGAUUGUAGAAGUGAAAUUACCCACAGAAACACUGCAGUUUGAAGGAAAACCUAAAGCUCCAAUACCAGGAACAGAUGGAGACUGGAUGGUGGAAACAGACAAGCCAACCAUGCCCAUACCCUAUAAACAGAAACCUGGAGAGUCACUUCCUAAAGGAGAUUGGAUCAUAGAACUAGGACGGCCAGACCAUCCAGGAAAAUUCAAAGGAAUACCUAUUGGUCCAAUUCCAGGAACAAAAGGACUGUGGCUCAUAAAAGUGCUAUUAGAAACUGGACCAGAGUAUUAUCAAGGAAGACCUGUAGGUCCAAUGCCAGGAACAGAUGAUCAAUGGAUAAUAGAAACAGAGGAGCCAUCUGCCCCAGUACCAUUUGAAGAGACACCAGGAGUGGAAAUUCCCAAAGAUUGGAUAAUACAAUUGGGAGGCCCAGGUCGACCAACUACAUUUAAAGGGAGACCUGAAGCCCCAGUUCCUGACAAGAAAGGAAUAUGGAUCAUAAAAGUAGAACUACCAGGAACAGGAACUGUUACAUAUGAAGGAAUACCAAAACACCCACUCCCUGAUUCAGAUGAUUGGAUCGUAGAAACAGAGGAAUCAAGUGUUCCAGUACCAUAUGAAGAAAAACCAGAAGCUCCACUUUUUAAAGAUUGGAUCAUUCAAAUGGGCCGCCAAGGUCAACCAACCAAGUUUAGAGGAAAACCUGAUGCUCCAGUUCCUGGAAAGAAAGGAGUGUGGGUCAUGAAUGUGAGAUUCCCAACAGAAACCAAGCAGUAUGAAGGAAUACCCCGAACUCCAUUAGAAAGUAUAGAAGGAGAAUGGAUUGCAGAAACAGAGGAGCCCACAGUACCGAUACCAUAUGAAGAAAAACCUGAAGCUCCAUUAUCUAGAGACUGGAUUUUUGAAAUUGGACAGCCAGGGAAGCCAACAAAAUUCAAAGGGAGACCUAUUGCUCCAAUCCUUGAGAAAAAAGGAGUAUGGAUCAUAGAAGUGAAACUGCCAACAGGGACGGUGUGGUAUGAAGGAAUUCCUUCUGCCCCAUUAACAGAAGGAGAAUGGAUUGUAGAAACAGAAGAGUCGACAAUGCCAGUGCUUUAUGAAGAGAAACCCGAAGCCCCAGUGUUUACAGAUUGGCUCAUAGAAAUAGGAGCUCCAGACAAGCCAUCAAGAUUUAAAGGGAAACCCGUUGCACCAGUACCAGGAAAGAAAGGGUAUUGGAUUAUAGAAGUGAAAAUGCCAACAGGAAAAGUACGCUAUGAAGGAAAACCUGUUUCUCAAUUACCAGGCACAGAAGGAGACUGGGUUGUAGAAACAGAGGAGCCCACUGUUCCGGUACUAUAUGAAGAAAAUCCGGAAGCUCCAGUGUCUACAGAUUUCAUCAUAGAAAUAGGUGGUUCAGGCAAGCCAACCAAAUUUAAAGGAAGACCUGUUGCACCAAUUCCUGGAAGAAAAGGAAUUUAUACUAUAGAAGUAAAAUUACCAACAGGAACUGAACUAUAUGAAGGGAAACCCAUAUCUCCAAUUCCAGGGACAGAUGGAGACUGGACAAUAGAAACUGAGCACCCAACUAUGCCGGUGCCAUAUGAAAGCAAACCUGAAGAACCAGUCUCUAAAGCAAAGUGGAUCAUAGAAUUUGGAAGUCCUGGGAAACCCACAAAAUAUAUAGGAAAACCUAAGGCUCCAGUUCCUGGAAGAAAAGGAUAUUGGAUCAUACAAGUAACACAACCAACAGGAGUAGAGGAAUAUAUAGGACGUCCUGUAGCAACACUGCCGGGGACAGAUGGAGACUGGAUUGUAGAAACAGAUGAAUCAACAAUCCCUGAACCAUAUGAAGAAAAGCCUGGAACUGAAGCUCCUAGAGAUUGGAUCAUAGAAAUUGGACAGCCUGGCAAACCAACACGGUUUAAAGGAAGACCUAUAGCUCCAGUUCCUGGAAAGGAAGGAAAAUGGAUCAUAAGAGUAUUUACACCAACGGGAACAAUUGACUAUGAAGGGAAACCUUUAGCUCCACUCCCAGAUUCAGAUGACUGGAUCAUAGAAACAGAUGACUCAUCUUUACCAGUCCUAUAUGAAGAAAAUCCUGAAGCUCCAGCUCCUACAGACUGGAUCAUAGAUCCUGCACAUCAAGGUCAACCGUCUAAAUUUAAAGGAAGACCAAUUGCUCCUUUUCCUGGAAAACCAGGAAUGUGGAUAAUAAGUGUGAGAUUCCCAACUGGAACCAAAUAUUAUAUAGGACGACCUAGAUCACCAUUAACAGGUCCAGAAGGUGACUGGAUAGUAGAAACAGAAGAAUCAACUAUGCCAUUGCCAUAUGUAGAAACACCUGAGGCUCCGGUCUCUACAGACUGGAUCAUAGAAAUGGGAAGCCCAGGCAAACCAACCAAAUUUAAAGGAAAACCUAUUGCACCUGCUCCAGGUAGAAAAGAAAUGUGGAUUCUAGAAGUUAAACAGCCUACAGGAACAGUGCGCUAUCUUGGGUUACCUAAAUCUCCAUUACCAGAUGGGGAUUGGCUGGCAGAAACAGAGGAACCAACAGUCCCGGUGCCAUAUGAAGAAAAACCUGAAGCUCCAGUGACUACAGAUUGGAUAAUAGAAAUAGCACGUCCAGGCUUACCAACAAAAUUUAAAGCGAAACCUGUUGUACCAAUCACUGGAAGGAAAGGAAUAUGGAUCGUAGAAGUGAGACAGCCAACAGGAACAGUUCUAUAUGAAGGAAGACCUGUAUCCCCAUCACCUGACAAAGAAGGAGAAUGGAUAACAGAAACAGAACCAUCAACCCUGCCAGUGCCAUAUGAAGAGAAACCAGGGGAGCCAUUGCCUAAAGGAGAAUGGCUGAUAGAACUAGGAAGUCCAGGGAAACCAACUAAAUUUAGAGGAAAACCUGUUGCUCCAAUUCCAACAAAGAAGGGAUAUUGGCUCAUUAAAGUGACAACAGUAAGAGGAGUAGAGUAUUAUGAAGGAAAGCCAAUCACUGCAAUGCCAGGGACAGAUGGAGACUGGAUUGUUGAAACAGAAGAAUCCACUGUACCCAUAACCUAUGAAGAAAAACCUGGAUCUGAAGUUCCCAAAGAUUGGAUUAUAGAAAUUGGGGCUCCAGGUCAACCAACAAAAUUCAGAGGGAGACCCGUAGCUCCACAUCCUGAAAAGAAAGAUGCAUGGAUUAUUAAUGUGGUAGUCCCAACAGGAACAAUGCAGUUUGAAGGGAAACCUGUAUCACCAUUCCCAGGUUCAGAUGAUGACUGGAUAAUAGAAACCUUGGAGCCAACUGUACCAAUACCAUAUGAAGAGCAGCCUGGAGUAGUAGUUUUCAAAGAUUUCAUCCUACAAAUGGGGCAUUCAGGUCAACCAAGCCGAUUUAAAGGGAAACCUUUUGCUCCAGUUAUUGGAAAGAAAGGAAUAUGGAUUAUAAGCGUGCAAUUCCCAACUGGAACCAGACUCUUUGAAGGAAGACCUAUAUCUCCACUGACAGAUCCAGAAGGGAACUGGGUAGUGGAAACAGAGGAAGCAACUGCACCGGUGCCAUAUGAAGAAAAGCCUGAAGCUCCAGUAUCUACAGAUUGGAUAAUACAAAUAGGAGGUCCAGGUCAGCCAUCAAAGUUUAAAGGAACACCGAUUGCACCAAUUCCUAAUAGGAAAGGUGAAUGGGUCGUAGAAGUGAAACUGCCAACAGGAACAGUAUUGUAUGAAGGGAAACCUGUGGCCCCAAUGCCAUCAGCAGAAGGAGCAUGGACAAUAGAAACAGCUCAGCCAUCAAUGCCAGUGCAAUAUGAAGAGAAACCAGGAGAACCCAUUCCUAAAGGAGCAUGGAUAAUGGAACUAGCACGUCCAGGUCAACCAACAAAAUUUAUAGGAAGACCUGUAGCUCCAGUCCCCAACAAAAAAGGAAUAUGGAUCAUAAAAGUCCAACAACCAACAGGGGUAGAAGAGUAUGAAGGGAAGCCUAUAGCUCAAAUGCCUGGGACAGAUGGAGACUGGAUCAUAGAAACAGACCAGCCAACUGUACCCGUUCCAUAUGAAGUGGAACCUGGUGCACCAAGUCCUUCAGGAGACUGGGUCAUUGAAUUCACACAUGAUGGACAACCAACUACAUUUAAAGGGAAACCCAUAGGUCCAAUUCCAGGGAAAAAAGGUUAUUGGACUAUACAAGUUACUCUGCCAACUGGAACAAUGGACUAUGAAGGGAUACCAAGAUCCCCAAUUCCUGGUACUGAUGACUGGAUUGUUGAAACAGGAAAGCCAAUGGUCCCUAUACCAUAUGAAGGAGAACCUGGAGUUACAAUUCCUACAGAUUGGAUCAUACAACUUGCAAGUCCAGGACAACCAACAAAAUUUAAAGGAAUUCCUAUUGCUCCAAUUCCUGGGAGAAAAGCAUGGGUUGUUGAAGUGAAACUGCCAAAAGAAACAAUGGAACUUGAAGGGAAGCCAAUAGCUCCUUUGCCGGAAACAGAUGGAGAAUGGUUGAUUGAAACAGAACAGCCAACUGUGCCGGUGCCAUAUGAAACAAAACCCGGAGAACCAGUGCCUAAAGGAGAAUGGAUUGUAGAAAAAGCACAACCAAAUAAACCAACUAAAUUUAAAGGGAAGCCCAUAGCUCCAAUUCUUGGACAAAAAGACCUUUGGAUUAUAAAAGUGACACAGCCAACAGGGAUUGAGUUAUAUGAAGGAAGACCUUUAUCUAGAAUUCCAGGACCAGAAGGUGAAUGGAUAACAGAAACUGCACAACCAACAAUGCCAGUUCCAUAUAAAGAGAAGCCUGGAGUUCCAACACCUUCAGAAGACUGGAUCAUAGAGGAAACACAUGAUGAUAAACCAACUAAAUUUAAAGGGAGACCCAUUGCUCCUAUUUAUGGGAAACAAGGAUUGUGGUUGAUUAGAGUGACUUUGCCAACAGGAACAAUUGAAAUGGAAGGAAGACCUGUAUCAGCAAUUCCAGGAACAGAUGACUGGAUUAUAGAAACAGAUCAACUAACUUUACCAAUGCCACAUGAAAGAGAACCAGGGGCUCAGAUUUACACAGACUGGAUAAUAGAAAUAGGACAAUCGGGUCAACCAACUAAAUUUAAAGGAACACCUAUAGCUCGGGUUCCUGGAAAAAAAGAUAUAUGGAUUGUUAAUGUAAAAACACCAUCUGGCAUCUUACAGUUUGAAGGAAAACCUUUAGCUCCACUUCCAGGAACAGAAAGAGAAUGGACAAUAGAAACAGAACAGCCAACUGUGCCAGUGCCAUAUGAAGGAAAACCUGACGAACCACUUUUUAAAGACUGGAUUGUAGAAUUAGCAAGUGAAGACAAACCAACAAAAUUUAAAGGAAAACUUUUUGCUCCUAUUCCUGGUAAGAAAGACAAAUGGAUCAUAAAAGUCACAUCACCAACAGGAAUUGAAGAAUAUGAAGGGAAACCUAUUGGACCAAUUUCAGGGACACCUGAGUGGAUUAUAGAAACAUUACAGCCAUCUGUUCCAGUGCCAUAUGUACAAACACCCGAAGCUCCUGUUCCAACAGGAGAUUGGAUCACUGAAUAUACAUUUGAAGAUAAACCUACUAAAUUUAGGGGAAGACCUAUGGCUCCUAUUCCUGGAAAGAAAGGCAUAUGGAUCAUUGAAGUAAAUCUACCAACAGAAAAGGUUUACUAUGAAGGGAUACCCAUCACUCCAAUUGCACAGACAAAUGGAGAAUGGGUGGUAGAGACACAGAAACCAACUUUACCAGUGCCAUAUGAAGGAGAACCAGGAGUUCCAGUUACAACAGAUUGGAUAACUGAGCUGGCAAGUCCAGGCAAACCUACAAGAUUUAAAGGAAAACCUAUUGCUCCAAUAUCUGGAAGAAAGCGAACUUGGCUCAUAAGAGUGACACAGCCAACAGGGGUAUAUGAGUAUGAAGGCAUACCGGAAUCUCCAAUUCCAGGAACAGAUGAUUGGACAAUAAAGACAGAAGAGCCAACAGCACCAGUGCUAUAUGAAGCAAAACCUGAAGAGCCAUCUCCUAAAGAAGACUGGAUCAUAGAAUUAGGAAGUGCAGACAAUCCAACUAAAUUUAAAGGAAGACCUUCUGCUCCAAUUCCACAACGAAAAGUGUGGGUCAUAAAAGUCACACGACCAACUGGAGUAGAAGAAUUUGAAGGGAUACCUAUAUCAGAAAUUCCAGGUGGUGCUGGAGAAUGGAUCAUAAAAACAGAGCAGCCAACAACACCUGUGCCCUAUGAACAGGAACCUGGAGCCCCAAGUCCAACAGCUGAAUGGAUCAUAGAUAUGACACAUGAAGACCAACCAACUAAAUUUAAAGCAAAACCUGUAGCUCCAUACCCAGGAAGAAAAGGGUUGUGGAUCGUUGAUGUAAAAAUACCAACAGGAGUAAUACAAUAUUAUGGAAUACCAAAAUUUCCACUUGCAGACACAGAUGGAGAAUGGCUGACAGAAACAGAGAAGCCAACAUUGCCUUUCCCAUAUGAACCAGAAGCAGGAGUCCAACUACAAACAGACUGGAUCAUUGAAAUUGGACGCCCAGGCCAACCAACAAAAUUCAAAGGGAGGCCAAAAGCUCCAAUCCCUGGGAGAAAAGGUAUAUGGAUCAUAGAUGUGGAAACCCCAUCAGGAACAAUCGAAUAUGAAGGGAAACCUGUAUCUCAAGUUCCAGGAGUGGAUGGACUAUGGACCAUAGAAACAGAGCUACCAAGUAUGCCAGUGCCAUACGAAGGGAAACCUGGGGAACCUGUUCCAAAAGGAGAAUGGAUAAUAGAAUUGGGACGCCCAGGUCAACCAACGAAAUUUAAAGGAAUACCUGUUGCUCCAAUUCCUGGAAAUAAAGGGAAAUGGCUAAUAAAAGUGCCACUGCCGACAGGAACAGAGGAAUAUGAAGGAAUACCUAUCGGACCUAUUCCAGGGGGUGAUGGACACUGGAUCAUUGCAACGGAGCAGACAACAGUACCAGUACCCUAUGAACAGAAACCAGAAGCUCCAGUUCCUUCAGGAGACUGGAUUAUAGAAAUGACAAAUGGUGACAAACCAACCAAAUUUAAAGGGAGACCUCAGGCUCCAAUACCUGGAAGAAAAGGAUAUUGGAUAAUUGAAGUGAAAAUGCCCUCAGGAAAUGUACUCUAUGAAGGAAUACCAAAGGCCCCAAUACCAGACUCAGAUGGUCAAUGGGUAACAGAAACAGAACAACCAACUUUACCAGUACCAUAUCAAGGUGAACCAGGAGUUGAAACGAAAACAGACUGGAUCAUUAAUAUUGGAAGUCCAGACCAGCCAACCAGAUUUAAAGGACGACCUAAAUUCCCAAUUCCCGGAAGAAAAGGGUACUGGAUUAUAGAAGUCAGUACUCCUACAGGAACAAUGGAAUAUGAAGGGAAACCUGUUUCUCCAUUUCCAGGAAUAGACGGAGAAUGGACUGUAGAGACAGAUGAAGGAACUAUGCCAAUGCCAUAUGAAGGCAAACCGGAAGAGCCUAAAGUAAAUUGGAUUAUAAACUUCGCGAGUCCAGGAAAACCAACAACAUUUAGAGGAAGGCCAAUAGCGCCAAUCCCUGGGAGAAAGGGAAUAUGGAUCAUAAGACUGAUUACACCAAAUGGAAUUGAAGAAUAUGAAGGAAUUCCCAAUUCUCCAGUUCCUGGAAGUGAUGGUGACUGGGUUGUACAAACAGAGGAAUCAACUGCACCAAUACCAUAUGAACCAAAACCUGAAGCUCCAACUCCCACAGGAGACUGGAUCAUUGAAUUUUCUCAUGACGAUAAGCCAACUAAAUUCAAAGGGAAACCUCUUGCACCUAUCCCAGGAAGAAAAGGAUUUUGGAUAAUAAGUGUGCCCCAACCAUCAGGAACAGAGGAAUAUGAAGGCAAACCCAUAGCUCCUCUUCCAGGGACAGAUGGAUACUGGGUGAUAGAAACAGAAAAGCCAACAUUACCAGUGCCAUAUCAACGAGAGCCUGGAGUUUCAAUUACUAUAGACUGGAUCUUAGAAAUGGGAAGUCCGGGACACCCAACAACAUUUAAAGGAAAACCAUUAGCUCCAGUUCCUGGGAAAAAAGGAUAUUGGAUCAUAGAAGUGAAAUUCCCAACAGGAACAAAGCGAUUUAUCGGGAAGCCUGUAGCACCAAUUCCAGGCACAGAUGGUGAAUGGACCAUAGAAACAGCACAGCCAACUAUGCCAGAAGAAUAUGAAGAAGAACCUGGAGUUCCAACUCCUACAGGAGACUGGAUAAUUGAAAAAGGAGAUGCAAAUAAACCAACUAAAUUUAAAGGAAAGCCUCAGGCACCAAUUCCUGGGAAAAAAGGAUUUUGGAUCAUAAGAGUGACCCUGCCUACAGGAGUUGAGGAGUAUGAAGGGAGACCAGUGGGCCAAAUUCCAGGAACAGAUGAUUGGAUUGUAGAAACAGAGAAACCAACUAUGCCAGCGCCAUAUGAAGAAAAACCAGGAGAACCUACUAUUUCAGAUUUAUCAAACUGGAUUAUAGAAACCUCCCAUCAAGACCAACCAACCAGAUUUAAAGGGAAACCAAAAGCUCCAGUCCCAAAUAGAAAAGGCUUGUGGAUCAUAACUGUGAUGCUGCCAACAGGAGCUGUUGAAUAUAUAGGGAUACCAAAAGCACCAAUUCCAGGAACAGAUGGAGACUGGAUAAUAGAAACAGAUAAGCCAACUUUACCAGAGCUAUAUGAACCAGAACCUGGAAUCCCAACACCUACAGGAGAUUGGCUCAUACUGUUAGGAACUCCUGGUCAACCAACACAAUUUAAAGGGAGACCUAAAGUUCCUAUUCCUGGAAAAAGAGGAAAAUGGAUUGUAGAUGUUAUAACACCAUCAGGAAAAGAUGAAUUUGAAGGAAAACCUAUAGCCCCAAUUUCAGGAACAGAUGGAGAUUGGACUAUAGAAUCAGAGCCAUCAUCUAUACCUGUUCCAUAUGAAGAAACACCUGAAAAUCCACUUCCAAAAGGAGAAUGGAUCACUGAAUUAGCAACUCCAGAUCACCCAACUGCAUUUGUUGGAAAACCUGUGGCUCCACAUCCUACCAAAAAAGGCUUAUGGAUUAUAAGAGUACCACAGCCUACUGGAACAGAAGAGUAUGAAGGAAAACCAAUAUCUCCACUUGCAGGGACAGAAGGUGACUGGGCAAUAGAAACAGAGCAGCCAACUGUACCAGUGCCAUAUGAACCAAAACCAGGAGAUCCAGUUCCUACAGGAGAUUGGAUCAUAGAAUUAGCACAUGAUGAUCAGCCAACUAAAUUUAAAGGGCGUCCCAAUGCUCCAAUUCCUAACAAGAAAGAAAUGUGGCUCAUACAUGUGAGGACACCAUCAGGAAUUUUAGAGUUUGAAGGACGACCCAUGGAUCCACUUGCAGGAACAGAUGGAGAUUGGAUGAUAGAAACAGAUCAGCCAACCCUACCAAUACCAUAUGAAAAAGAGCCUGGAGCUCCAUCUCCAUCAGGAGAAUGGAUUAUAGAGUUUGCCCAGCCAGGACAAAAAACAAAAUUUAGAGCAAAGCCUCUUGUUCCUCUUUAUGGAAGAAAAGGAAUAUGGAUUGUGGAAGUGAAACUUCCAACAGAGACAAGGAACUAUGAAGGAAAACCCAUAUCUCCAACAGGGAUUGAUGGAGAAUGGAUCACAGAAACAGAGCACACUUCUGUACCUAUCGAAUAUGAAGGAAAGAAAGAAGAGCCAUUGCCUAUAGUUGAAUGGAUACAGCAACUAGCAAGGCCAGGACAGCCAACACAAUUUAAAGGAAAACCUGUAGCACCAAUUCCUGGACGAAAAGGAGUAUAUAUCAUCAGAGUAACAGAACCUCUGGGAACUGAGGAUUAUUAUGGAAUACCUAAAGCACCCUUGCCUGGAACAGAAGGAGAAUGGACCGCAGAAACAGAGCAGCCAACUGUACCAGUGCCAUAUGAACCAGAACCAGGAGCUCCAAAGCCUACGGGAGAUUUUAUCAUGGAAAUGGCACAACCUGAUAAACCAACAAAAUUCAAAGGGAGACCAGUAGCUCCAAUUCCAAAUAGAAAAGGAAUAUGGAUUAUUUCUGUGCAAACACCAACAGGAACAGUGAAUUAUGAAGGAAGACCCAUAUCUUUGAUUGAAGAGACAGACGGAGACUGGAUAGUAGAAACAGAGAAACCAACAUUACCAGUAGAAUAUGAACCAGAACCUGGAGCUCCAACUCCUACAGGAGAAUUUAUCAUAGAAGUAAGCCGUAACAGACAACCAUCAAAAUUUAAAGGGAGACCUUCUGCACCAAUUCCAGGAUCAAAUGGAUUAUGGAUCAUAGAUGUGAAAUUCCCUACUGGAACCAUACAAUAUGUAGGAAAACCAAGAUCUCCACUGCCAGGAACAGAAGGAGACUGGAUUGUAGAAACUGAAGGACCAACUAUGCCACUGCCAUAUGAAGAGAAACCAGAAGCUCCAGUUCCCCAAGGAGGAUGGAUUUUACAACUAGCAACCCUAGAUAAGCCAACUAAAUUUAAAGGGAAACCUGUAGCUCCAAUUAUUGGAAGAAAAGGAAUUUGGAUUAUACAAGUCCAACAGCCAACUGGAAUAGAGGAAUAUGAAGGCAAACCUCAAGCUCCAAUUCCAGGGACAGAUGGUCUCUGGACCAUAGAAACAGAACAACCAACAGUGCCUGUUCAAUAUGAGAGGAAACCCGACACGCCAGCACCUUCAGGAGCAUGGAUCCUUGAAUUUGCUCAUGACGAUCAACCAACUAAAUUCAAAGGAAUACCGGUAGCUCCAAUUCCUGGAAGAAAAGUAUGGAUUAUUAGAGUGACACUGCCAUCAGGAACAUAUGAAUUUGAAGGAGUGCCUGUAGCCCAAUUUCCAGGGACAGACGGAGACUGGAUUGUUGAAACAGAACAGCCAACGCUACCAGUGCCUUAUGAAGAGGAACCUGGAGUUACAAGGCCUUCAGCUGAAUGGAUCAUAGAAUUGGGACGAUCUGGACAACCAAGCAGAUUUAAAGGGAAACCUGUAUCACCAAUUCCUGGACGUAUAGGCAAGUGGAUCAUAGAAGUGAGAACACCAACACAAAUAACUCUAUAUGAAGGAAUACCCACUGCUCCAAUUCCAGAUACAGAUGACUGGACCAUUGAAACAGAAGGUCCCACUGUACCAGUUUUAUAUCAAGGGAAACCUGGAGAACCAGUACCUGAAGUAAAAUGGAUUAUACAACUAGGACAUCCAGGCCAACCGACAAGGUUUAAAGGAAGGCCAAUUGCUCCAAUCCCUGGAAAAAGAGGAAAGUGGUUGAUAAGAGUCACACUGCCAACUGGAAUAGAGGAAUAUGAAGGAAAACCUGUAUCUCCAAUCACAGAGACAGAUGACUGGAUCAUUGAAACAGAGCCAUCAACUGUACCAGUGCCAUACAAACCGGAAACUGAAGUUCCAGCCCCUUCAGGAAACUUUAUCAUAGAAUUAACAAAAGGUGAUAAGCCCACUAAAUUUAAAGGAAAACCUAUAGCGCCUGGGAAUACAAAAGGAAAAUGGAUCAUAAGAGUAACUACGCCAACUGGAAUCGAGUACUAUGAAGGACGACCUAUUUCUGCAAUCCCAGGAACAGAAGGAGAGUGGAUUAUAGAAACAGAGUUUCCAACUUUACCAGUACCAUACGAGGAAGAACCUGGAGCUAAACUCCCAACAGACUGGAUCAUAGAAUUUGGACUGCCUGGUCAGCCAACAAAGUUUAAAGGAAAACCUGUUGCUCCUAUUCCUGGCAGAAGAGGAAUAUGGAUUUUUGAUGUGAUAUUUCCAACAGGAGUUGUACAAUAUGAAGGAAGACCUAAAUAUCCAAUGGCAGACACAGAUGAUUGGAUCAUAGAAACAGAGAUGCCAACUAUUCCAGUGCAGUAUGAGCCAAAACCCGGAGAACCUGUUCCUAAAGGAGAAUGGAUCAUAGAAAAAGCACAAUCAAAUAAGCCAACAAAAUUCAGAGGGAAACCUGUAGCACCAAUACCUGGAAGAGAUGGAAUGUGGAUCAUAAAAAUAACUCUGCCAACAGGAGUAGAAUAUUAUGAAGGAAAACCUCUAAGCUUAAUUCCAGAAACUGAUGGAGAAUGGAUUGUGCAAACAGAGCAGCCAUCUUUACCAGUGCCAUAUGAUGUUGCACCUGGAGUACAGAUGCCUACAGGAGGCUGGAUCAUAGAAAUGACAAAUGGAAAUAAACCAACCAAAUUUACAGGAAUACCUGUUGCUCCAGUUUCUGGAAGAAAAGGAAUUUGGAUAAUAAAAGUGAUUCUGACAAUAGGCACAUUGGUGUUUGAAGGAAAAAUUAUAUCUCCAUUGGCAGGCACAGAAGAAUGGAUCAUAGAAACUGAGCAGCCAACAUUACCAGUGCUAUAUGUAGGGGGUCCUUAUGAUGUGACUUCCCUUGGUAAAGAGUUUGUCACAGCCUUUUUGCAGAAUCACAACCCCCAUGAGAAGCCUCGGCUGGAACUUUUUAUUACUGGCACAGCACCUGACACCACAGUCUCUGUUUCUGUUAGCCAAACUGAUUUCCUUAAAACGCAGAAGGUCGGAAAAGAUGAAACUAUAUCAAUUCCUAUUACGGAACCUGUGGAGAUGCAAGGGACUGGAACAUCUCCACGUUCUAUAGUCAUUAAGUCAGAUGCUGAGAUUACUAUUGUUUCCAGUAACUUUAAAUAUGCCAGUGCAGAUACAGCUUUGCUUUACCCAGUACACAGAUUGGGAAGAGUAUAUUUUGUAUUUACCCCUCCAUUCGGUCCUGGUUCAGCCUUUAAGGAGUUUGCUGUAGUAUCUUAUGACAAGGCCACAACUGUUGAUAUUGAUGUCAUGGGAGCUAUUAAUUUUGAUGGAAAGGAUUAUCCAAAAGGUAGUAGAUUGACAUUAUCCCUUGAACCUUUCCAAGCUGUGCAAUUUCAGAGUCCUGAUGAUCUCACAGGGACCAAGGUGGUCUCUCAGCAUCCUAUAGCUCUCCUGAGUGGGCACACAUGCUCCAAGAAAUAUGGAGACUGUGACCAUGUAUAUGAACAGCUCUUACCGGUCCCCAGCUGGGGAAGUACAUUCUAUAUCCCAGGCUUGUCUUUCCAAACGAAAUCUGAUUUUGUAUUUGUUGUGGCUUCCGAAGACACCACAAUUGAUUACCAAACUGGGAAAGAAAAGGGAAAGAAAAAUUUAGCAGCUGGUGAAUCAGCUCAGUUUGAAGUUACCCAAAAUUCACCAUUAUCUUUAGAUGCUAGUAGAAAUAUUCAAGUCUUCCUUUAUGGUGCUGGUGGGACCUCCAAAGACAAAUUAUUUGGCACCUUCCUUACAAGUUUAACUGCCAUUACAUUGUUUGGUUCAGGAUAUCAAAUCAUUGGGCAGGAGAGGUUUGAGACCAACUUGGCUGUAUUCAUAAUUAAAACAUCCAGUAGAGGACAAUUAAGUUUUGACAGGAAACCACUGCCAGGCUUGAAUUGGAAAUCAUUCCCUGGAUCAGAGUACUCUUGGGCAGAAUAUGACUACGGCCGAAGCUUUGGUUCCCAUUUAGUUGAGCAUCCUUCAUCUUCGUUUGGAUUGCUGAGCAUUGGCUACUCCCCAAGUACAAGCUAUGCAUCUCUGGCACCAAUUAUACGUGGUCCUGCAGUUCCUCUUCCAAAAGCCAAAGAUGAAUGUAGUGAUGUAAACUGCCGAAUUGAAGAGACUUGUAAAAUUAAGGAUGGACAAGGGAUCUGUGAGCCCAAUUAUGUGGGAACCUGCUGGGGUUGGGGUGAUCCUCACUACAGCACCUUUGACGGCAAGAAAUUUGAUUUUCAGGGAACAUGUUCCUAUAUACUUACUCAGUAUCUUGGCAAUGAAAAUGGCCUGCAGCCAUUUAGUAUUAAGGAGAAGAACGAAAACAGAGGAAACAAAGCGGUGUCAUUUGUCAGGCAUGUCACCAUAGAGGUGUACGGACAUGAGAUCACUAUCAAGAAAGGAGAAAGUCCACAGAUCAGAGUUGAUGGCAUACUGCAAAAUUUACCAGUAACGUUGGAAGGUGGAAAAAUAAAAAUAAUUAGGAGUGGUAAAACCGCACUACUUAUUACAGAUUUUGACCUUAGAGCAUCAUAUGAUUGGGACUGGCAUGUCAUAGUUAAGUUGCCAAGUAGUUACCAUGGCUUGACAUCAGGACUUUGCGGAAACUUAAACAAAGAUCCAGCUGAUGAUAUGUUCACAGAAGAUAAUAUACCGGCCACCUCAAUCACAGAGUGGGCCAAGAGUUACAAAAUAAAUGAUAAAGACCCAUUCUGCAGUGAUGCUUGCAUUGGCCAAUGUCCCUCUUGUGAUGAAAACCUGAAAAACCAAUAUAGAGGGGACAAGUCAUGUGGCAUGAUAACUGACAGCAAUGGACCCUUCAAAGAAUGCCAGGCCAAAAUUGAUUCAGAAAAUUUCUACAGCAGCUGUAUUUAUGAUGUGUGCAUGAACGGAGGAGCCAAGGUCUUCCUUUGUCAAGCUCUUAAUGCUUAUGCUACUGAAUGCAAGAGAGACAAUAUAAAUAUUGCAAAAUGGAGAACUGCAGCAGGAUGUCCCCUGGAUUGCCCAGCAAACAGUCACUAUGAGGCUUGUGCAACUGCAUGUCCAGCCAGUUGUGCUGACAGAACUGCCCCUAGCACAUGUAAAGAACCUUGUGUAGAAACCUGCCAGUGUAAUGAAGGUUUCAUCCUCAGUUCAGACCAGUGUGUUCCAAGCACAAGCUGUGGCUGUAACUAUAAGGGUCUGUACUACCAAGCUAAUGAGGAGUAUUGGGCUGAUGACAGUUGCAGUUCCUACUGCAGAUGUGACCCACAAUCUGGGGAAGUGGUUUGCCAAGACAGGAGGUGUAAAGCCGGUGAAGUGUGCAAAGUAGUUAAUGGUAAACGGGGCUGUCAUCCUUCUGGUUUUUCAACGUGUAUAGCCUCUGGAGACCCUCACUACACAACCUUUGAUGGAAGAAAGUUUGACUAUAUGGGCACGUGCAUAUACCAAAUGGUCAAAGUUACCUCCGCUGAUUCAACAUUAACCCCUUUUAGUGUCACUGUUCAGAAUAACAAUCGUGGGAAGAAAACUGUGUCUUUCACUAAAGUUGUGACGUUUGAAGUCUAUGGUCAGAACAUAGUUGUUGACAAAGAUAAACCGAGAGAAAUUCAGGUCAACGGUAUUCAGACGCAACUUCCCUACUACUACGAAAAUGAUAAAAUAGUUGCAUACAUCAGUGGUAUCCAUGUAUUCAUGAAGACAGAUUUUGAGGUUACUGUGACCUUUGACUGGAAUAGCUAUGCUAGAGUGAUUCUUCCCCAAAAUUAUGCCAAUGCAGUCAGUGGUUUAUGUGGCAACAGCAACAAGGAUCCAAGUGAUGAUUUCACCAUGAGCAAUGGUGCCAAAGCUAAAAGUGAAAAAGAAUUUGGAGACAGUUGGAAAGUGGCGGAUGUUCCUGGCUGUGACCAGGGUUGUGCCACAAACUGUCCAAAGUGCAAAGAAGAAAAUAAGGCCAAAUACAAGAGUGACCAAUAUUGUGGCAUCAUUACAAAAGCUGACGGACCUUUCAAGAACUGCCAUGCAACAGUCAAUCCAACAUCAUACUUCGAUGACUGUGUGUUUGAUACCUGUUAUUUUGAAGGCCAGUCAGUUGCCUUGACAAGUGCAGUUUCAAACUAUGUCUCUGCUUGUCAGGCUGAAGGAUUAAUGGUUCUUGAAUGGAGAGCAGGUUUUUUCACAAAACUUUCUUGUCCCUCAAAUAGUCAUUAUGAGAUUUGUGGAACAGGAUGUGCCGCAACAUGCCAUGGCCUUUCUUCUCCGAAAAACUGUAAAGCCUCUUGUUCAGAAGGCUGCUACUGUGACAGUGGAUAUAUUCUUAGUGGAGGAAACUGUAUACCCAUUACUGAGUGUGGCUCCUACUACAAAGGAAAAUACUACAAGAAAGGAGAGAGGUUUUAUGCCGAUGACACCUGCACAGAAUAUUGUACAGUCCGUAAAAAUGGAGAGGUUUCCUGUGAGAUUCUUCCUUGUGCACCAACAGACACAUGUGAGGUUGUGAACGGAAUCCGAAGCUGUCGGGCUCAGACAUGUGCAAAAUGUUCACUUGCGGGGGCUCACAUCUCAACAUUUGAUGGAAAGAACUAUGACUUCCAAGGAACAUGUGCUUACACUGUUGCAAAGACUAAUCCCGGAGACCCACGUCUUGAGCCAUUUUCAGUUACAGUGCAAAAUCAGUUCCAUAAUCAGACCAAUUUAGUUGUACUAAAAUCUAUAACGCUGUCCAUAUAUGGUUACGACAUCACCCUUGUAAGAGGACAACGAUUUAAAGUGCUUAUCAAUGGUGAAGUCAAGCAACUCCCCGUGUUCUGUCCAUGCGGGAGAGGAUUCGUUAACAAAGAAGGCCACUAUAUAGUCAUCCAGACAGAAUCUCAAGUGAAAGUCAUCUAUGACACUCAACACAAAGCAAUUGUCCAGAUUCCAGGAGGCUACGCAAAUAAUAUGCAAGCGCUGUGUGGAAAUUAUAAUGAUGAUGUUACUGAUGAGUUUAGGCUUCCUGAUGGAACUCUUGUCACUAAUGUAGAUGUAUUUGGAGCUUCAUGGAAAGUCCCAGGUGAUGACCCAACAUGCCAGGAUGGAUGUGGGGCCAACUGCCCAACACUGAAUGCUAUGAAAGUUGCUGAAUACAGUAAAGAAACAAAGUGUGGAUUAAUAAAGGCUACAAAUGGACCAUUCAAAGGCUGUUUUUCAAGAGUUAAUCCAAAGCAUUACUUCAAGGGUUGUGUAGAGGAUAUGAACAUCCUUGAUGAUGACAGCGUACUCUGUAUGAACAUUCAGGGCUUUGCGGCUGCAUGUCAAGCUGCAGGAGCAGAGAUUAAACCCUGGAGAACAGAUAAAUUCUGCCCUCUUUUGUGCAAAAACAGAAGCAGUUAUGACUUAUGCACCAGGACUUGUGACCAGAACUGUGCUUCAUUGACCGUUCCAAAUACCUGCACCAAACGGUGUUUUGAAGGGUGUAAAUGUGCCGAAGGGGAGUUCUUUAAUGGAGAUGAAUGUGUUCCAAUGGAGAAGUGUGGCUGUGUAAAUGAAGGAACUUACUUCAAGGUUGGGGAGUCAAUAAUGACGGAAAACUGCAGCAAUAAAUGUUCCUGUAACGCCGGGGGAGGAGUUUCCUGUGACGCCACUUCCUGCACUGGUGAACAAACCUGUUCUGUAAGAAACAAAGAGCGGGGAUGCUAUGCCAGGAACAGCAUUAUAAUGAAGUGAUGUCAUAAGGGAAUGGACAUCUGAAUCAAACGGUAUUCAUAUGGACCCAAAGUGACUAAAAAGACAAAUCCUCAAAUGUAUUCAAUUUUCAAUGAUUUAUAGCAAGCCCCAAUUUCCUUUCCCUUAAAGUAAAUGUGUUGUCUCUUAUAUGAAAUAAACUGAUUAAUUAAA
Xenopus laevis (African clawed frog) is the source of this 23430-nucleotide messenger RNA. RefSeq lists its product as uncharacterized. The transcript has 407 exons. Lineage: Eukaryota; Metazoa; Chordata; Amphibia; Anura; Pipidae. The record is from RefSeq and is a predicted model, not a curated record. The coding region runs from base 4 to 23259 and encodes 7751 amino acids.